Lemur catta (Ring-tailed lemur) is the source of this 2171-nucleotide messenger RNA. RefSeq names its product endosulfine alpha (gene ENSA). Gene Ontology annotation, cellular component: cytoplasm. Gene Ontology annotation, molecular function: protein phosphatase inhibitor activity. NCBI's taxonomy places the organism in Eukaryota, Metazoa, Chordata, Mammalia, Primates, Lemuridae. Bases 153 to 518 code for a protein of 121 amino acids. The record is from RefSeq and is a predicted model, not a curated record. The transcript has 4 exons.
UCGCAACGUCACAGGCAACGGCCGCCAUUUUGACUGAGCAACCCUAGUGACAGGAGCCGAAGCAGCAGCGCAGGUUAUCCCCGUUUCCCCUCCCCCUUCCCUUCUCCGGCUGACUUCCCGGGACCCCUACACUCCACAGUCCCGGUCCCGCCAUGUCCCAGAAACAAGACGAAGAAAACCCUGCGGAGGAGACCGGCGAGGAGAAACAGGACACACAGGAGAAAGAAGGUAUUCUCCCUGAGAGAGCUGAGGAGGCAAAGCUAAAGGCCAAAUAUCCAAGCCUAGGACAAAAGCCUGGAGGCUCCGACUUCCUCAUGAAGAGACUCCAGAAAGGGCAAAAAUACUUUGACUCAGGAGACUACAACAUGGCCAAAGCCAAGAUGAAGAAUAAGCAGCUGCCAAGUACAGGACCAGACAAGAACCUGGUGACUGGUGACCACAUCCCCACCCCACAGGAUCUGCCCCAGAGAAAGUCCUCGCUCGUCACCAGCAAGCUUGCGGGUGGCCAAGUUGAGUGAUGCUGCCCGGGGCUCCGCCAGAUCCUGAGACGCUGCCCCCCUGGGUCCUGUGCUGGCUCCUGCCUCUCCCUGCUUUUGCAGCCAGGGGUCAGGAGGUGGCUCGGGCGCGGGCUGGAGAGGCAGAAGCCCCUGCCCGUUGGUGUCCCAGCGCAUGGAGCCCCUUGGGCUGAGCACCAAGACCUUGAACCUUUUUAUUUUACCUUUUUUCCAAAUAACUGUUGGGAGAAAUCUCAAUGAAAUCCUGGGGGUAGGGUUGAGAGGGUGGGGUGGGAGACUUGGGAGAAUAUGAAUUAGGGCUUGGAGUUGAUAAAAACAUUCCUAACUAUCCUCCUCCUUGACCAUGUGACUGGUGUAGGGUAGGUGUGAAGGGGAGGAAGUGGAGUAGACUAAAGGUAAGGAGUUCUAGUUCAGUUCUGUGGAUAAAUGCCUUUGGAUAUGGCUGGAGACCUGGUGCCAGACAAAAGAAACUCAGUCUACAUACAACAGAUUCAAACAGCUUCUCUGAUUCUGUAGAGCUAGCUGAGAACCUAAUGUUAAUUGUUCAUUUAAAAAAGUGCUGUCCUUGAAAUAGAUUUGAUGUGGGGAGAGGGGAGUGAGUGUGGGGGAAAGGAGCCGUGAGCAUGGGGAGCCCCACAGAGCCCAGGGGACUUUUUCAGUAUUUGAAAUAAAAAACAACAAAAAAAAGACCCACAAAAAAAUCCAACCCAGAAAUACUCUGAAGCAGUUGGUGUGUUUUAUUGGGGUUUGGGAGGGGGAAGAAAACAAUACUGAAGACACUGUUCAGGGAAGGAGCUGGUAUGGGGCCCUGAAUUUCUAAGGCACACAAGGGCCUUUAAUGUGGGAUGCAGCUGGGCUCCCCGAUUCCAUCACUUAGGGAGAGGGAGCAGCAAUGUUGACAUACAGACCAGGGCUUUUCCUAAACUCUGUCUACCCCUUUGUUUCUGUAGCUAAUGUAGACGAUGCAUCAACCUCAGGUUGUGGCUCAGAAAAAUGAGGGAUUGAAGGUAUUUGAUCUAAAUAGUUGACACCUACAGCUUAGUCCAGGCUAAGCAAAAAAGGAAGCCCAUUCUUCCUUUUCCCUUUCAGUCUUCCAUUCCUUCGCAGGUUCCCAUGUCUGCGAAGGAGAAAUGUGAUAACGUGCCAAAAGAAAUUAUUUCUUAGUAUUAAGCUAAAAGAAACAAGCCUUUCUGCUUGUGGCCAGCAGGAGGCAGGGUAACCUCUUUCCUCCUGAUAUCCCAGUCUGCAUUGCUGGAAACCUGCCACAGAAAGGAGUUAAAAGCUGCUUGUGAAUGUAAUGUUCAGAAGAAACAUUACCAAAGGAGAAACAAAUUCAGGCUGCUCUGUACCUCCUCCCGACCCCCACCCUUGCAACAUUCACACGUGGUAGAUUGUAGCAACUUGCCCAUUUUGCCUGACUUUGAUUAGGAGAGUUGAUUAUGGUAUUUUCUGAAACAUGAUUGACUUCUCAAAUGAGUAUGCUUCAGGGAAGAUAAACAAAUCCAGGAAACAUAGAUAUUCCAGAGAAAUCCCCAUUGUACUAAGGGGAAGGAAGUACCUUCUAAACUGGAGAAGGAAUGUUAUGCUCAGUAUCUGACUCAUUCUUUUUCUCUCCUUAACCAGAAACUUUCCAAAUAAAUUUUCAACUACUCUGGA